AAAACCUAUCUCGUAGAAACUCUUUCGUUAAUAAUCGUUGCAGCUUCCUGAAAGCAGUAUCAAGUAUGAAGUAUUUAAUAUCAGGAAUCCUUUUUUGUGCUAUUGGCUUCUCGUUAGGCGAUGUGGAAUCGGAAUUUAAAAAGACGCAAAUCGAGCCGGAUAUCAUAGACAAGGCUCCAACUGAGAAGAUCGAGGUAAAAUACGGCGAUAAAGUGGUUGAUUUAGGAACCGAAUUGACACCAACUGAAACUCAUCAGAUCCCCGAAAUUCAUUAUAAACAUGAGGGCGGAGUUUUGUAUACGCUCGUUAUGACAGAUCCUGAUGUGCCGAGAAGGGGAGGAUACAAUCGAGAGUUUCGACACUGGCUCGUGGGAAAUAUACCAGAGGAAAAUAUAGCUAAGGGCGAAAUUCUGGCAGAAUACGUCGCCUGCCCGCCAAAAAAUACCGGAAAACAUCGUUACGUGUUUCUCCUUUAUAAGCAAAAUCAGGGGGCUAUUACCUUUGACGAAAGAAGAUUGAGUACUUGGGAUGGAAGUCAACGGAAGAGGUUUUCCAUCAAGAAAUUUGCAGAAAAAUAUAACUUGGAGGGUCCAAUCGCUGGUAACUUUAUGAGAGCGGAGUACGAUGACAAUGUGCCUUCCUAUCACAGACAUUUGAAUCUUUAAUCAAUUACCUAUAAUAUUAAACUUUAUAUAGAUAAACACAAAUAUAUAAAAACAUAAAUUUCAUACAUUACUUCAAAUCUUACUAUCAAUACUUUUCGUUUUUAGAAAAGUAAUUUAAAAAUUUUUUUCUCUUUAAUUAUAAGAACAAUGUACCGCAAAAUUGUGCUGUUGUUGAAUAAUGAAAAGAAUAUCAUAUAUGAAAUUAUAACGGAUUAUAGUUCAUGAUAUUUAAUUUUCAUGAAACGCGCGCGUCUUUAACAAAUAUAGUCAUGUAUUCUUUUUUUUAAGUGCAAGUGCAUUCUAAUGAGAAAGCUAGUAUAUUGUAAAUGUUUGAAAUAAAAGGAUUUAACACCUA
Molecule: messenger RNA, 1020 nt
Organism: Nylanderia fulva
Lineage: Eukaryota; Metazoa; Arthropoda; Insecta; Hymenoptera; Formicidae
Product: protein D2
Source: RefSeq, a predicted model, not a curated record